Messenger RNA from Dermacentor andersoni, 1879 nucleotides. The record is from RefSeq and is a predicted model, not a curated record. Lineage: Eukaryota; Metazoa; Arthropoda; Arachnida; Ixodida; Ixodidae.
AUGGCCGAGGAAGGCCACAAGCCAAAUUUGCACACUGCUGCAGCAGGAAAGGCCGGCACGGGGAGCACCAAUCUCGCAAACGUUAUGGACCAUUCGCCUACUGACUCGCCGCACACUCCUCUCGGGAGCGUGCUGUCCACACCUGACACUCCCCCCAUGAGCAACUCCAUGGCGUUUCGCGAAGCCCAGCGCAUCGUGCAACGUCUGGAGGAGCUGACCACAACACCUCUGGUAGACACACGCCAGAUCACACUGGUAGACUUCACCCUCGAUAGCCCUGAGCUCAAGACCAGUAGCACAGAUUGCUGCAAGCUCUUUGAGUCUCCAGAACACGAGGCUCUCAAGAAAAAUGACAACUCGACUGAGGAUUGCCUGGCCUUUGCUGAGGAGCAUUUGGGAGCCAUUUCUUUGUACACGAGCACGCCACUUCAGACGUCCCCUAGUGCCCCUACAUUUGCGACGAGUUUUACCCUCGACACUGCCGACGCAGCGCAUCCAAAAGACACCCCGGCCGGUGAGGGGAACACAGCUGGACCUGCUGCACUUGUCCCUGGAGUGUCGACCAGUGGUGCAGGAGACACGCCUUUCAGCCCAGGCCUUGUGACCGACGGCAAAGAACUCGAACAUUUUGGGGCACGCGAGGAUGCCACAGCUGCAGUAUCACCUGAAGGUGUACUACAAACGUCGCCACCCUCGGACACCCGGAAUGAUGCAGUGCACCCGCAGGUUUCACACCGGGGGGCCGACGGCCGCUGCCACCACGUCGGUAAUGCUUGCCCAGACGACGGCAUUCUAGACAGCACUUCACCACUGCCGGCUCUUGGGGACUCGUUUAUCAUCACCAGAGGCUGCCCCCGCACUGCCGCCAGAGUGGCCUCGCAUGGUUUGCCCAUUGCCGAGACUAGCUUUACCAUCCCAGCUGUUCCUUCUGUGAAAAGGGCAACAAAGCAGCCUGACUCGCCACACACUCCUCUCGGGAACACGCUGGCCACGCCCGAGACUCCGCCCAUGAGCAACUCCACGGCGCUUCGCGAAGCCCAGCGCAUCGUGCAGCGUCUGGAGCAGCUGGCCACAACACCUCUAGUCGACACGCGCCAGAUCACACUGGUAGACUUCACCCUCGAUAGCCCUGAGCUCAAGGCGAGCAGCACGCCUUGCUGCAAGCUAUUUGAGACUCCAGAAAGCGAGGCCCUCAAGAAAAAUUACAGCUCGACAGAGGAUUUGCUGACCUUUGCUCAGGAGCACUUGGGAGCCAUUUCUUUGUGCACGAGCACACCACUUCAGAUGUCCCCGAGUGCCCCUAAAUUUGGGGUGAGUUUUACGCUCGACGGAACACACGCAAUGUACCAAGAAGACACUCCGGCCGACGAGGGGAAAGUAUGUGGACCUGCUGCACUUAUCCCUAGAGUGUUGGCCAGUGGUGCAGGAGACAGACCUUCCUGCCCAGGCCUCGUGGCCCACGGCGAAGAACUUGAACAUUUUGGGGCUCGGGAGGAUGCCACAGUUCCAGUAACAGCUGAUGGGGAACCACAAACAUCGCCACCCUCAGCCACACGGAAUGACGCAGUGCACCUGCAGGUUUCAUACCGGGGGGCCGACGGCCGCUGCCACCACGUCGGUAAUGCUCGCCCAGACGACAGCAUUCCAGACAGUGAGCGGCUGUUUUUAUUUGUUGCCCGUUCCUUUGUCGUGAAGGCUUUUGUUGGAGGUGCCCUGAAUGUUUGCCCUCUGGCCACAGAAUAUGGGCAUUACAUACAGGGAGCGCAACAUCUUUAGAAUAUGUUACUUUAACUGCUCCCAAAAAUAGUUAAUUAUAAGCAUGGAAAUACAGCAGGACUAUUAAAGAAUGCAGUGGCUCUUGUAGUGUAAAGUUACUAGU